Molecule: messenger RNA, 1899 nt
Organism: Penicillium coprophilum
Lineage: Eukaryota; Fungi; Ascomycota; Eurotiomycetes; Eurotiales; Aspergillaceae
Exons: 2
Coding region: 1-1899 (632 amino acids)
Source: RefSeq, a predicted model, not a curated record
AUGCCACAGAGCUCAUACUCAUCCAAACGGGCCCCUAAGAGCUCCGCCAAGAACGCUCACCCACGCCCCUCAACCCCCGAGUCCAACAUCAUGCGGAACCUCGAUAUGUCACCAAAGGCCAAACAGUCUCGGAAGUCAGCCAAUGCUCAGCCAUCCGAUAGGAAACGGAGAGCUUCAUCAUCGUCGGUCUCUAGCGUUUCUUCAGUCUCGUCCCUUGGGGAACUGAGCGACGAGGCAGAUGAUUCAGAAGAAGAUGCAGAUGACGAGCAAGAACCAGCAGUUCGGGCCCCGUCUUAUGGUCGUCGCCGAGACAAUAAGGCGGGGCGCCACUCCGCAAUCAACAAGAGAAGACGUGUCAUCAACGACGACAGUAGUGACAGCAGCGAAGCCAAUGACGGCGAUGACUCGGAUGAUAGCUCAGAUGAUGUCUAUGCCGGUGUAGACUACAUUACAGAUGCCGAGGAUGAAGACCAGGACGUUGAGAAGAUGGAAGAAAUGAUGAUCGUGGAGUCUGAGAAAACCCACCGCCCUGUGCCCAGCGCUGGAUUUGCUGAUGAUCAGUGGGCUAUCAACUCCUUUGACGAUCACAUGUUCCUACCGGCUGCAUCUUUCUUCGACGAAGAGCACCUUUACAGUGCCAUGGACACCUUUGGAGAGCCUCAGGUGACCAGUGAAGCCGCUGAGACGCCAGUUGCCCGGCGAGUUCACUUCGAGGAGCGGUCCGAUUCGUCCUCUGAUAGUGAUUCCCACAGUGACGACGAUAUACCUGGUGACUUCCUACAACAGGACAGCUUGGACCCACAAUUGCGUCGUAUGAUCGAAAACGACAACGAAAAUUACCAGAGAAACACUCGCCGGCAAUCGGAAGAGAUGUUCGGUGACGCCGACUACGGCCAUGGAAGCAUUUACCAUGUUGAGUCCGACGGAUCCUCCGAGGGCAGCUUGAGCGGUUACGAAACAACCAUCACGCACCCUCGAUCCCUUCUUCGCCGGGACUCCUCCGACUCCUUGGCCCCUGUGGAUGAGAAGAGUGACUGUAUCCCCCGCCGCCGUGGGCCUAUCAUGGGAACUUUCGUAGCAGACCCCCACAAGCCAGUAGCCUUGGUCGACUGCACUGGCAAACAUCUCGUCAUCAUUCCUGCGUAUGCCUCUUCUCGCCACGACUGGCUGGACUCCGCCGCCAACAGCAUGCCCGGCACCGCCAACACCAGCCCUCGCCAAACUACACUUCACUUGAUUGAUGAGAGCGACACUGAUGCACUCGCCUCGCCUAAUCAGCUUGAUUUCAGCCCAAUGUUGGCUUCGAGUGCCAAUCUUAUGAUGACCGCCCUCGGUAACGAUCUCACUCCAGGAGGCCAGGUCAUGGGUCCCCCUGAGGCAUUCUACCCUUCUCAGGACUUUACCAUCGACAGCUCUUUCGAAGAAGACGAAGAAGAUGAUCCAGAGGCUGCUCUUAAUGUCGAUGAUUUCAUUGACUUUGGCAAUGGAUCCUCCGAUGAAGACGAGGAUAUGGACAAGCAGUUCGAUGAUGUCCAGAUGUCUCCGAUGGCCGGUGCCUUUGGGAAGUCCAUGGGGACGCCUACCCCAACCCGCAAGUCCGAGUCGCAAAACAACGAAGAGCGCUUCCUCAAUCAUCUAGACAAGGGUAUUGUCACUGCCUUCCGUCGCAACCACAACCGCUACCAGGCGCUCCUCCGCCUUCCUCAGCACCGCGAAUUCAUGCCGGCCAACUCUCCUGCGCGCCCUGCCAGUGUAUUCAGGCACGCCAAGAACAACGACCAGCGAACUCCCACCCGCAAGCGUAAAUCGAACAGCGUUGCGGGUGGAGAGGCUGUGCGACGCAAGCUGAUGGAUGCUCAGCAACGUCGCUCUCAGCACCCCAUCACAGCACCUCUAUGA